This is a messenger RNA of Ostrinia nubilalis (European corn borer), 6271 nucleotides long. RefSeq lists its product as uncharacterized. Bases 134 to 2434 code for a protein of 766 amino acids. The record is from RefSeq and is a predicted model, not a curated record. Lineage: Eukaryota; Metazoa; Arthropoda; Insecta; Lepidoptera; Crambidae. Gene Ontology annotation, molecular function: protein binding. The transcript has 14 exons. Gene Ontology annotation, biological process: neurogenesis. Gene Ontology annotation, cellular component: cytosol.
GACGUAACGUCAUCCUGUGGUUGUUUUGCAUUGUUUUGUUUGUGUUUUUCGUGAAAAUUAAUUAAUUGCAUUGCAUUGCAGCCGUCGAUUUCCAGAAUUACGUAGUGUGAUUAACCAUUAAUCGAUUGUAACAAUGGCGGGGGUGCCAAGUGACUGGCAGCUGGGCUGUACGGAGAUGAAGCAGCGAGGCGCUCAUUUGCUUCAGUCUGGGCAGUGGUCAGACUGUACUUUCCUGGUGGGUACUGAACCCAACCAGGUGCAGGUGCCCGGCCACAAGCUCGUGCUCGCGAUGGCUUCGCCGGUGUUUGAAGCCAUGUUCUACGGGGGCAUGGCUGAGAGGAAUGAUCCCAUUCCUAUCUUAGAUGUUCAGCCUGAAGCCUUCAAAGCACUAUUAGAGUACAUUUACACAGACAAUAUAAACAUCAGUUCAUUUGACAAGGCAUGUGAACUAUGCUACGGAGCCAAGAAGUACAUGCUGCCACAUCUGGUGAAGGAGUGCACUCGGUAUCUGUGGUCAGACCUUUACCCAAGAAAUGCUUGCCGUGCCUAUGAAUUUGCUCGGCUCUUUGAAGAGAAUGUGCUGAUGGAUAAAUGCAUUCAGAUCAUUAGCACGAACACAAAAGAAGUAUUAAAUGACAGCAGUUUCGAAGAGGUUGAGCUAAACACGUUAAUCACUGUGUUCUCCCUGGACCACUUGAACGUGGAUAGUGAACUGGAUCUGUUUGAGGCAGCGGUACGCUACGCUAAGGCUCAGGGCAAGCGGUGCUCAGAGCGCAGCGUCAGCCCGCCUACUGAUAAUGGACCACCGUCACAGAAAAGGAGUAAGAGUCCUGAGCCUUCUACAUCUAAUGAAAAGGAAUUAAACGUAGAAAGCAGUGUCGAGAGCAGUGCAGAGAACAGUCCAGAAAGUGCAAUGGAGCUGUGCAAGGCAGCCGAGCCAGAGCAGACCAACCCAGGGCCUUCCAAUGAGGACAAGAAAAAUAAAGGAGAAAACAAAGACAAGCUGACCAUCCGCAGCGCGAUCGAGAAGAUCCGUUUCCUGACGCUGACGGCCACGCAAUUCGCGGCCGGGCCCGCGCGCUCCGCCCUGCUCACCGAGUCCGAGGCCUUCGCAGUCCUGAUGAAUAUACUCUCCAGCGCUGCUGAUGUCCCUAUGCCUACUGGCUUCUCCACUUGUCGCGUACCGAGGAAACAGCUGAUCGGUGGCGGACCGUCUACUAGCUCCGAGGCCUUCGUCGUCCUCAUGAACAUCCUCUCCAGCGCUGCUGAUGUCCCCAUGCCCACUGGUUUUUCUACUUGCCGCGUGCCGAGGAAGCAGCUGAUCGGUGGCGGACCGUCGACUAGCUUGGAUGCGUUUGCCGUGCUCAUGCAUAUACUCUCCAGCGCUGCUGAUGUCCCCGUGCCUACUGGCUGCCGCGUGCCGAGGAAACAGCUGAUCGGUGGCGGACCUUCUACUACCACAAGUAGAAAAGCCAGUAGGCAUGAGGAUGUAGAAAAGCCAGUAGGCAUGGGGAUGCCUACUGGCUUUUCUACUUGUCGCGUGCCGAGGAAACAGCUGAUCGGUGGCGGACCUUCUACUAGUUAUGAAUUCGCGGCCGGGUCCGCGCGUUCCGCCCUGCUCACCGAGUCCGAGGCCUUCGCAGUCCUCAUGAAUAUCCUCUCCAGCGCUGCUGAUGUCCUCAUGCCCACUGGUUUUUCUACUUGCCGCGUGCCGAGGAAGCAGCUGAUCGGUGGCGGACCAUCCACCAGUAUGCCGACGUUCACGGUGGACACGCCGAGCCCGGUGACGGUGGAGCAGGUGUUCGGCAUGGAGCUGUCGCGGCCGGCGCCGCCGCACGCCUGCCUGCACGCCGCGCGCCGCCACGACCACGCGCUGCCCUGCGCGCCGCAAGCCGGCGUGCGCGUGCCGCCGGUGAUGGCGGAGCGGCUGGAGCACGUGGAGCGGCACAGCGCGGAGUUCAGCAAGCUGUACUGCACGCGCGCCAUCAUCCAGCACACCGAGUGCUACAACGCCUCCGUGCUCGACUGCUCCGUCACCUUCAUGGUGGACAAGAACAUCUGUCUGCUGGGCGUGCAGGUGCCGACGCAAGCGCCGUGCGAAGAAAGCGGCGUCGCGGUUAGCGCAGCGGCCAGUUAUAGCGAGCUGCUCUACGCGCACCUGCUCGACGCGGACGGCGCGCGGCUCACCUACACGCACUACACGGCGCGCGUGCCGCACCGCCACCUGCUCGACAUCAUGUUCAACCGGCCCGUCUACAUCCAGCGGAACAAGGUGUACAAAGUGGGCAUAGUGUUCAACAAGGCCGGCUGGUAUCCAAUGGGCGUGUGUGCACAACAGGUGGCGGCGGAGUCGGUGUUCUUCAACUUCGGCAUCGGGCAGAGCAGCGACAGCGUUCGCGACGGGCUCAUCCGCUCGGUCAUAUUCACGUACUAAAGUCUGUUCGCCGAGAGUUGAUAAAUAUUAUGAAAUGUCUUGCAAUAACGACUGUCGCUUAAUUAUCGCAUUCUGUAUGGCGGGCGUCGUUUGUCACAACGCGCACUGAGUACCAUGGUACGAGCCACGCAGCUGUCGUCAAGCGCCCCGGCCGGCGGGCCGCAAUGUGUGAAACGCAAUGUGUGAAAAGGAAUAGAUUUAUUUUACAUAAGACCGAAAUGAAUGGUAUGACAGUGGGUAGGGCUUUGCCCAACAUUGGGAUACACUAUAAGCCACUUGAUAAUAAUGAAAUCCUUUUUAUUCAACACAUGGACGCCACGUGUUUGAUCCGUAUCCCCACGUUUGCCGUAACCGGAAUAAUUCCCGUAAAUUUAAAAGAGAUAAUAAUGAUAAUCUACCAACUUUUUCAUUAUAUCGACAAAAAUAAUUAGCGGGCCGCAAUUUGUAAUGAGUUUAGAACCUCUGAUAUUUAAUUUUUUUUAUCAACUCUCGGCGAACAGACUUUAGCGCCCGCGACGCUUCCGGCUGCACGCGCACGGGACUAUGGCACAUGUGGCUGACGUGGACAGUUAGGAAACGCAAACUAUUAAUGCUGAUAAUCGUGUGGCAGAUAUGGCUUACGUGGACAGUUAGGAAACGCAAACAUAUAAAGCUGAUAAUCGUGUGCAGAUAUGGCUUACGUGGACAGUAAGGCCCAGAACAGACGGUGAAACGCAACUGCAACGAAACUGCAACUUUCUGAUGAUUCUGAUGAAUGAAACUGAAACUGAAAGUUUCAAACUGGUCGCGUCAUGUGUGGUCUCUCAACGGACGCUAUGGCAGAAACUUAGAUGCAACUCAAAAGUAACUAGCAGUUGCAGUUUCACCGUCUGUUCUGGGCCUUAGGAAACUCAAACUUAUAAAGCUGAUAAUCGUAUGCAGAUAUGGCUUACGUGGACAGUUAGGAAACUCAAACUUUUAAAGCUGAUAAUCGUGUGCAGAUAUGGCUUACGUGGACAGUUAGGAAACGCAAUGUUAUAAAGCUGAUAAUCGUGUGCAGAUAUGGCUUACGUAGACAGUUAGACCCAGAACAGACGGUGAAAUGCAACUGCAACGAAACUGCAACUUUCUGAUGAUUCUGAUGAAUGAAACUGAAACUGAAAGUUUCAAACUGGUCGCGUCAUGUGUGGUCUCUCAACGGACGCUAUGGCAGAAACUUAGAUGCAACUCAAAAGUAACUAGCAGUUGCAGUUGCGUUUCACCGUCUGUUCUGGGCCUUAGGAACCUCAAACUUAUAAAGCUGAUAAUCGUGUGGCAGAUAUGGCGUUUUAUCGUGGCUAAACGCAAUCCGCGAGAGCCAUAAAGAUGAAAAAAAAAAGACUUUCGUGGCUGACGUGGACAGUUAGGAAACGCAAACUUAUAAUGCUGAUAAUCAUGUGGCAUUAUAUGGUUUUCGUGGCCGAUUUUGACAGUUAGGAAAUGCGAAGUUAUAUGCAUAAUCGUGUGGCACAGUUGACAGUGUGGAACUUAGCUCCGGACGCAUUUUACAACAUUAAACCGCGUUUUAAGCUUUUGAUAUUGACUAAUGACAAUUGUACGCUCAUUAUAUCGUGUUAUAGCAUUUCUAGCACUUAAACACGGUUACUGAAAACGUUUUACGCCCGAUUCCCAUAUUCAAUCAUUGUCCAAAUCCGGAUUACAACUGUCAAAUUGAAUUCAGUUUUAGAUUAUAUUUCCAAAAUUUUCGAUGCAUAUACACUUUAAUAUUGUUUAAAUAGUCAUAUAAACAAUAUAAAAAUAUAAAAACAUCAAAUGCCGCAGUUAUUUUGGCCAAAAACAUAUUAAAAUUUGACAGUUGACAAUCCAAAUCCGUAUAUAGAUGGCCCACGCUGAACUGUCCCGCCAAACUCAAUGACAGGGGGGCGCUACCAUCGUUCAACUAUACAGGGUGGAAACGAUAAGUGAUCUCACUCGAUUAUUUCUAAACUAUACAAGAUAUCGAAAAACUGGUUACUGAUCCUGAAAGUGUUCCACAAGCUCUUUCAAACGGUACCAAUAAUAGGUUACAGAAUAAACUGGAACUAUCCCAAAAUUCAAUGUUUCCAGCUUCCAUACUAAAUGUAUGCCGACGACACAUUAUUAGAAGUGUAAUUUAUUUUUUGUUAAUUAAUAAACUUAAAAUGUCGGUUAAAUAAACUCGUAACUUGCAUCUUAUUUAAAAUUAUUAGUGAAAAACAUAAGUUUCAGGCUUUACUUGCUAUAAAAUUAUCAAGAGAUGAGUGCCAUGACUGUGAUAGUACUAAAUGUAUGGAAGACGGAAACAUUGAAUUUUAGGAUAGAUCCAGUUUAUUCUGUAACUUGAUAUUGAUACCGUUGGAUAGAGCUCGUGAAGCACUUUUAGGAUCAGUAACCAGUUUUACGAUAUCUUGUGUAGUUUUUAAAAUUAUGUAACUUUACCAAAUGUAUGGAAGCUGAAAACACUGAAUUUUCGGAUAGUUCCAGUGUAUUCUGAAACCUAUUAUUAGCACCGUUUGAAAGAGCUCGUGAAGCACUUUCAGGAUCAGUAACCAGUCUUUCGAAAUCUUGUAUAGUUUAGAAAUAAUCGGGUGAGAUCACUUAUCGUUUCCACCCUGUAUGGUUUCCAACAUGGCAAAAAUCUGAACCAGCGAUCCGGUAUUGACGGUGGCGCCCCACUGUCAAUGUCAUCGACAGGACAGUCCAGUAUUUUGGAACUAUAAUUUGGAUUAGGAUUGAAUAUAGAAAUCCAGCAUUAGUCAUGGAGUUUUAUUUCGAGACUUUCCGUAGUGACGGUGCCUGGGAUAGGCGUAUUACAUUGAAUUGACACCUUCAGCGUGCUCUGCGAAGCAAAUUCUAGCAUUCUAGUUAGACUUUAAGUUUCUAAGCGAACUGAGACUUCACUCAGAAAUAAUCACUUCACCAUUUUGUGUGCCUUCAAAAAAAUAUAUUCACGCUAGACCGCGCCCGCCUAAUCUUAUCAGGGGGCAUUAUUUUAAAGUUUAAAUGUAGAAAACAAUUUCCCAUAAAUAGGUAGUUGUAAAAAUUAUGAAAAUUCGUAAGCAUCACGUACCUAAUAAUGUAAAAAAAGUUCUUAUAAUCGAGGACCGGUGAUGGAUCAAUGCGAAUAAUUUUGUCAGCUGAAUGUUACCAGAGUAAAUACAAAUGAGUAGGUUAUCUUCAUAGAAACGCAUCGAGCGCGGUUUGUAUGGCGCAACUCCAUGCUUAUCCCCGCUGAAUUUUGUCAUGUGUGCGUGCGCGCCGCAUACGUAUUGGCGCGCUCACAUACAAACCGCGCUCGGUGCGUUUCUAUGAAGAUGACCUACUCAUUUGUAUUUACUCUGAUGUUACUGUAACACAGCGACAUCUACAUUGAGUGUUUCAUUCAAUUUACUGCCUGACAAUCGUGUGUAAAACAGAUGAUUGUAUUUUAGUAUAUUUAUAGCAAACUUAAUAGCCAAUUAGUGUGACUUGUAUUAAUUAGGUAUUAUUAUAAGCCCACAAAGAUUUUUACAAUAAAAUGUCCAAUGAGGAUAAACUUAACAGUUAACAGCAUUUUUCAGGCCAGUUUACAGUGGUUUCAAAAGAGUUGAAUGAAUGUGUGACACAAUUAUUUUUGUACAAUAAAAACAUUGAUUAAAAUUCAAUUAAUAUUACAGAUUUUCAUCAGAGAACUGCUUUGUUUUUAUUAUGCCAUUCCUCGUUUCUUUUGAAGCACCUGUAUUUAUUGUGAUCUCUUAACCAAAUUAUGACCUAGCCUAGUUAUGUGCUGUUAACUGUUCUUACAGAAUGAAUUUGUUUUGUAAUUAUUACAUACUAUUAUUUAUUAAAUGUAUGUUACAA